GCAUUUCUCCCUCUUUUUGUGGGUUACUGUAAUUUCAGGUCAACCGGACUGAUAUCAACCCCCCCUUUUUAGCUUGCUUUACUCGUCCUCUCUUUCCAGAGCUUUGGCCGCUUAUUUGAUCAUUGUUUUGUUUUUUUUUGCAUCAGUGUUACGCAACAUCGUCGUAUGUUAUAAGUCAGCAUCAUCAUCCUCAUCAUCCUCAUCAUCAUCACCGCCCACCGCCUCGCCAGCGCCAACUAGCAGCGAGCUAGCCGAAAAAAAUACGUAGUUUUUUCUUUUCCUGCGUCUGAGGUGCCAGCUUGUCCGUAUCAGAAAGAAGAAGAGGAAGAAACGACAAGGAAAGGGGAGCUAUUUUUCUGCUUGUUUGCAGGAUGGCGGCGGGACCGGAGCAGAGGCAGCAGAGCAGCAAAGAGCUGCACGCAGACACCAGAGAAGACACUUUUGAUCACACAUACAAGGAGAAAGAGGGCCCCAAACCUCCCAGGACCAUCGUGUGGAAAAAUGUCAUCCUGAUGACUCUGUUGCACAUAGGAGCUGCGUACAGCCUGCUCAUCCUGCCGGCAGCAUCUGGCCCGACCCUGCUCUGGUCUGUGGUUUGUUUUUUGAUAAGUGCUUUAGGAGUUACGGCGGGGGCCCACCGCCUGUGGAGCCACAGAACUUACAAGGCGUCUUUACCUCUGAAGAUGUUUCUCGGUUUUGCCAACUCCAUGGCAUUUCAGAACGAUAUCUUUGAAUGGGCUCGAGACCACAGGGUUCACCACAAAUACUCCGAGACGGAUGCCGACCCUCACAAUGCCUCCCGGGGCUUCUUCUUUGCUCACAUUGGCUGGCUGCUCGUGCGCAAACACCCCGACGUCAUCGAGAAAGGACGGAAACUGGAGCUCAACGACCUGCUUGCAGACAAAGUUGUAAUGUUUCAGAGGAGGCAUUACAAGCUAUCUGUGCUGAUCAUGUGCUUCUUCGUGCCGAUGUUCGUGCCUUGGUACCUGUGGGGGGAGUCCCUGUGGGUGGCGUACUUCAUCCCAGCUCUUCUGAGGUACACCCUGGUGCUCAACGCCACCUGGCUGGUCAACAGUGCCGCUCACAUGUGGGGGAACCAGCCCUAUGACAAACACAUCAACCCCAGGGAGAACAAGUUUGUCACAUUCAGUGCCAUAGGUGAGGGAUUUCACAACUAUCACCACACGUUCCCGUACGACUACGCGACCAGUGAGUUCGGCUGCAAGUUGAACCUUACCACUUGUUUCAUCGACUUCAUGUGCUUCUUGGGCCUGGCCAAGGACUGCAAGAGAGUGUCCAACGAAGUGGUCCAGGCCCGAAUACAGCGCACCGGAGACGGGAGCCACCGCAGUGGCUAGGACUGCCGCGCUGCUGUCGGCUCCUGGCCAAAACAACCAACAAGAAGAAGAUUGACACUUAUACAUUUCUCAUCUUCUGAGGAUAAAAGUCAGCUUCAUGAGGGCCUUGACCACAUUUUGCUUGUUUUGUGGUUUUUGUAGUUGUAACUAAACAAAUUGUUCAAGAUGGGGACAAAGAAAAAAAAAAAAAAACAUGAUUUGCUACGCUCUUGGUUGUGAUUCUUACUUUUCAUUAAGGCCAAGGGGCUUGCAAGUACGUUUCAGAUUUUAAGUAGAUUAAUUUUAUAAGUACGUUUCAUUGUACGCUAUUUUGCCACUUUGAUGUGCAUUCUUCAUGCAAGUUCAGUCAUGUAGCCGAUCCUUUUUAUCUAAGUAUUACUCAAUUAUUAAUUAGAAACAGUAAGAAGUAAAGGACUGAAAUGUGGACUAAUGACAAUUCUGGCCAAUGGGAUUCAAUGCUGAGUGGAGGCUGCUGUCUUUAUUGUAAUUUAAAGCGAGAUUUUAACAGUUCAACUACAAAGAUUAACUCUUAUCAGUCCUGAAGAUUUCAAAAAAAGGGAUGAGCUUGAAUGAUCUUUGUUCUCAUGAAAUCCCAUUUUCUUUAAUGAAACUCAGCACAUGAUGGAAAUGUCAUAGAACCCAGACUAUUUUCUUAUAUCUUAAAUAUUCAGGCACCGACACUUUACGGGAAGUGAGUUGAGCAGUGUGCUUUUGUGUCUGACCUGGUUGCCUUCGGCAGAAAAAUAAAACCAAAUACGAACACUGAAAGCACUUAGAAAAAGAAUAAUGUGCUAUAUUUAGCACAUGUCAGAAUCAAAUGAUAAACGAGCCACAUUAAAUGUUACAUUGAAACAUAUUUAAUCUGAAAAGCAGUGAGCAACAUUUCAUUGAGUUUGUCUUUUAAUGGAUAUAUAAUAGUGCCAAAAUAGUACCAGCUGUUGGCUUAAAUUACAACCGUCUCUAGGGUCUGCCAGAGUCAAUAUUGCUUAUUCACAUCACAUGAUUGUGGAAGUUUUCAAACAUUGUGGCAUCAGUGGCUUUUGCUUGCCAGAUUUUAUUCCCAAUGUCUUUUUUUUUUUUUUUUCUAUGGUUUUUUUGCUUUUCUUUGAAUUGUACAGCAGAGAUUUUACCGGUCUGUCAGUCAUACAGUUCUGGUAUUGCAAAAACAACAUGCCACCUAUGCAUGGCAGUAUACUGUGGUAGAUGUUGUAGUGAGGUGAUUUGUCAGUGACUCUCAUGGCAGAACCACAUCUAUUUUUGUACCAUGGAGCUGCAUCGCAUUUGGAUUAACAGAACUGUUGCCGUGGUGAUAUCUUAGACAGGGUUUGGUUUCCCUUUGAUAUUCUACAAAGGUGAUUAUCCUGUUGAAAUUUCCUUUGCAUCUGUGUAUCUGCUUUCUUGGUGUGUGGAAUGCUUUUAUUAUUUAUUACUUUUUUUUCCUUUACUGGCUAAAACACAACCUGAUAUUUUAUGUUUACCAAGAUUUGGCAGACAGACUUGUUUGUGCAUAUAUAAAUUUAUCAAGCUACAGCACCCGUUUAGCUCUCUCAGACAGUCAGGAUACAACCUAAUGCCUUAUAACUUUGAUCCAUUCCUUCAUGUCCCAUCAGCUCAGACAAAAAGGUCCAAGUACCACAAUGCAAAUCUGCCAUCUUGCAGGUUUACAGGCUGAAACAUUGGGUAAAAACUUUGUAAAUGGUUUUGUCGAGGCAAAUAAAAAUAAAUGGGUCAUUUUACAACUAUCUGAUAAGCACCUCUGCGGCUGCAGGAAAUAUUAAUUUGUGAGAUUUAACUUGCAAACUUUGGAAGUAGCAAAGAUGCUGCCAUGAGGAAUAUCAGAGCAAAACCAAAUCAAGAGAGCAGUCCCACGAGCCACGAAAGCAACUGUUGCUGUUCAGAGCACCAAAAGGAGCUUUUACCUAAAAAAAAAAGAAAUAAAAAAAUUAGAGGGAUCAAAAGGUUUUCAAUCUGAACAUGUUAAAUCUCAACUCUGUGCUAUUCUAAAAUAAAAUCCACAAUAUUUUCAA
Molecule: messenger RNA, 3385 nt
Organism: Cololabis saira (Pacific saury)
Lineage: Eukaryota; Metazoa; Chordata; Actinopteri; Beloniformes; Belonidae
Gene: scd
Product: stearoyl-CoA desaturase (delta-9-desaturase)
Exons: 5
Coding region: 372-1358 (328 amino acids)
Biological process (GO): response to fatty acid; unsaturated fatty acid biosynthetic process
Cellular component (GO): endoplasmic reticulum membrane
Molecular function (GO): palmitoyl-CoA 9-desaturase activity; iron ion binding; stearoyl-CoA 9-desaturase activity
Source: RefSeq, a predicted model, not a curated record